Molecule: messenger RNA, 1299 nt
Organism: Rhodofomes roseus
Lineage: Eukaryota; Fungi; Basidiomycota; Agaricomycetes; Polyporales; Fomitopsidaceae
Product: DUF1479-domain-containing protein
Exons: 10
Coding region: 1-1299 (432 amino acids)
Source: RefSeq, a predicted model, not a curated record
AUGUCCCAUCCUGAACUCGGUCCAUGCCCCCCUCGCUUCGUCGAGCUCAAGAAGGAGAUCGCUGCCUCGUAUCCUGACUUUGAGGCGCGUGUCACGAAGGCGUGGACGGAACUCCUCGCUGAACUCGAGGUCGUGACGGCAGACAUCGCCAAGCAGGGCACGGAGUAUGUUCCCGAAGUGGACUUCGCUGAACUCAGCACCCUCAGUCCUGAGAAGGUUGAGGAGGUCCGGAGGAAAGGGAGCGUCGUCAUCCGCAACGUUGUAGAUGAUGCCGAAGCGGCGUCCUGGAAGGACUGGCUCAAGGAGUACGUCUCGACGAACCCCGGAAUCGAUGGUUUCCCUGCGGACGACAAGCAAUUCUUCCAGCUCUACUGGACGAAGUCUCAGGUCCGCGCUCGCGGGCAUCCGAACGUCCUCGCAGCCACGAGUUGGCUGAACAACUUCUACCACGUCAAGUCGGGCGCGAAGAUUGAGAGCGUCGACCUCUCCACGCCGCUCACCUACGCUGACCGCUUCCGCAUCCGACACCCAGGUGUGCAGUGGGACGCUCACCCUCCGCACGUGGAUGGUGGUGCAAUUGAGCGAUGGGAGGACCCCACGUUCAGGAAGUGUUUCGAAGACAUCCUGACUGGUAAUUGGCGCGAUCAUGACCCGUACGACCUGGAGAACCGGAUGAACGCCCGCACCUCCUUGUACAACCGUAUUGGCCAGGCUACUGUGUUCAGGACAUAUCAGGGCUGGCUCGCUGUCAGCGAGACCGCACCCCACGAGGGAACCUUGCAGGUCUUCCCGAACGUCUACCUUUCGAACGCCUACACCAUCCUGCGCCCGUUCUUCCGGCAGAUUCCCGGCACCGAGGACCCGCUCGACCCCAACAACUGGGAGUAUGACAUCUCGGACUCGGACUUCCCUGGCGUGUACUCGACCGGCUCUGGGUUCCGCGGACCGUGGCCGAACACGAAGAAGCACCCGCACAUGAGGCUUGAGCAGACGAUGGUGUCUGUGCCGAAGGUAUACCCGGGCGACAUGGUCUUCUGGCAUUGUGACGUCGUACACGCCGUUGAGAAGGAGCACACCGGAGCCGAUGACUCCGCCGUGAUGUACAUCCCCGCCGUACCGCUCACGCCCAUGAACGCGGACUACGUGCGUCGGCAGAAGGAGCGCUUCCUGCAGGGCCUCCCGCCACCGGACUUCCCGCCCAGCAAGGGUGAGAUCGAGCACGCCGGCGUGGGCAGGCCGGAGGACAUCGAGAGCCCGAUUGGCAAGCGUGCCAUGGGCCUCGCGAUCGAGGUGGUCUGA